Messenger RNA from Paramacrobiotus metropolitanus, 4238 nucleotides. RefSeq lists its product as uncharacterized. The record is from RefSeq and is a predicted model, not a curated record. Bases 3299 to 4090 code for a protein of 263 amino acids. The transcript is spliced from 3 exons. NCBI's taxonomy places the organism in Eukaryota, Metazoa, Tardigrada, Eutardigrada, Parachela, Macrobiotidae.
AAUGGCUUGAUACCAUAUAACUGGGGGAAGGGAGUGUUUCUAAUCAUAAAGCAGUAUCGGUCAAAGCCGUAAAUUGCCCGUAAUCAUUUCAAGUUUAGUUAGGUUUGAGAAUGUUGAUAACAAAAUAAACAAAAUGAAAUUUUUGUGUUGUUGGCUUGAUGUUACCUGUAUUAUUGGCAGCCUGCGGUUCGCAUCCUGACAUUUUUGCUGAUCCUGCUUCCCAAUGUGAUCCUGAUUGUAUUCCAGGUGUGCCAACAACGGUCCAAAUUUGGAAAGAUGCGCCGCUUACAGAAAGUUAACAGGGCAGCAUCCGGGACCACUUCGGACAACAAAUCGCAGCACGCAGUCAACAUCAUCCUGCUGAGCAGUGCCCUAUUGUAUCUUAUCACGCACACCUCUGCGACGAGUUUUAACAGCGCGAAUUAUUAUUAUUAUUCUCGUCACUGCAUCGCUAGCAUGCUAUGCGUUCGAUGUCGUAGAGCCCUACGGCAUGUCCACGUACAUGGACCAUAGUGAUGGUAUGCCAUUGUUCAAACCUCCAGAAUGGUUUAUACCAUGGAGCAAUGUGCACAAACAGACAAUAGUCAACCGAAUUACAGAUGUCCGUUGACGGCGGAUUAAUCGCUGAUCUGCUUGGGUUAGUCUUAGUAAUAAUCGCUGAUUUCCACAAAGAAGCGGUGUGGUUCCCUGAGGUAAGUGAAAAAAAGUGCAACUGGCGGCAGCGGUUAUCUGUGUUUCGGGCGCGAUUCCGCAUCAAGAAAACAUUGAGGAAGUGUUUUAAUUGUAAUUUAGUGUUUUUACCGCUAGUUUGAGUGAACUUACUUACCAUUAGUUUCACCUCACCACCACAUGACGUACCGAAACGGUUUUUUUUGAAGUACGUAAGAACGUACUUUCUUCGGUUGCCUGCACUAUAAACAGACGGCGCUGUACGCGUGACCAUUGUUUAAUGGCCCGCUGUAAUAUACUAGUAGUAGUUGAUUGGUGAGAUUGCCCAGAAAGGAAGUAAAUCUUACCGGAGAACUGGGGAUUCUUCGCUUGAACACUCAGACUGGUACACACAUACAGAGGGUAACUGUUAGCUUAAUGAUAAUACUCGUAUAAUAUUACACGCGCGUAUUGCUUUCUCAACAACGGCGGCUGUAUAGAAUUGAGUGUGCUACCGUCACACCGUGCAUGCAGCAUGGUGUAAGAAUUAAAGAUUGGCAAACUAUACCAAAACCAUUACAUGUAAUUUCAAAUACUUUAAUCUGCUAAACUACAUGGUACUAAAGGCCACUAAAGAUUUUACUUAUUAAAGGUUUUCCCAGAAAAACUUUAAAAUUAAGACGGUACUCAUUGCUUUCCCCUUACGUUCUAAUCGAUGCAAAAUAAGGUCAUAAAAAUUUAAAAAUCUUUCGAAAAUUCAGCAACUGGUUUGGAAAACGACGUUCCGGGUGGUUCUGCAUUCGUGAAAACGAUUGCCGCUCUGACCGCUUGGAUUCUGCUGGCUGGCAUUAUUGGGCUAGCCGCGGCUAUGCCGCAGCAUGGAAAGGGGGGGCGACACAAGAUACCUUGUUCACCAAACAAUCACAACACUGGAGGGGUUAUUUCCACCGCUACAUUGUCGUGCUCGCCAUUGCCAUGAUCGCCGGCGUAGGGAAUAUCUGUACGUUCAACGGAGGCAUCGCCUACGAAAACACCGUCAGCCUACAAAGAUAUCCAUACGACUCACUGGCCGCUGUAAUCGCAAUCGGAUGCGGGAUUGUAUUCAUCUUUAUAGAGGGUGGCAUAGUUGUUUUACAUAUCCGUGUGAUCACAAAAAUGCCACGACGGCCUACGGAUCCUGUGUUGUGGCGUCAAGUGGUCAACCACAGCGCGUGUUGGUGGACAUGAAAUUGCCACUUCCAUACCGGCUAAAAGGGUGAUAAGGAUUUCCCGUCCCCACCGCAUUAUCCAUAAGCAACAGGGCCGUCCCGUUUUUCGACUUGUGAGCAACGGAAUGUGCUAGCAACUGUGGCGGAAAAAGAGAGCACGAUUUACCAGCGUUUUAUGCGGAUAUAUAUUCGCCCUAGUAGAAGAUAUUUGUAACAGCCGAAAAGUUCACCUCUCAAUCUUUGAUCUCUUACAGACAUAUUGGUGGUUGUUUGUUUGUAAAGAAGGUUAGACAACCCUCUAUUCCAAAAUCAAUUUAGUUUCGGGUAAAUUUACAACGUUAACCGGCUCUGCCAGAUAUGUACUCGUACAAGUACAACCUGACUCAUAACUAUUACCUUGGAGUCUAGGAGUGAUCCUGUUUUGCAUGCCAUGUCUUUUAAAGCUGUACAUCUUGUAAUAACUGUGUAAAAAAGCAUGUAUUUAUAGACAGCUUCUUUGCACCUUUAAGUACUCGCACAAUCUUGUGCAUCAGACCAAAGAUAUUUCCUUGACAAAUUAUGCGCAAAUAAAUCUAGAUAUUCAAUGCUGAGGUGAGUUAAAACAUUUUAAUGGUCCCUAGAACACGGAUGGACACAGAUGCCUGAAAAACACACUUUUCUUGAAACAGUUGCGUCCCGUGACUCCUGUCCCAAUGACACUCUAAUAAUUUUGGCAGUUAAUUUCCGUUACGCCACCUGCGCACUUGAGAUUUGGCAGGUGGCGGCAGAAUACACACAACCGGUCCACGAUUUCAAUCUUUACUGUAUUCUUAAUCAUUCCGCGUCUGUAAUAAAAUCGAACAACAAUGACUGCCAGCAGCCGUACGAAACAUUAUGUUUUUAUUGCAUAUUACAUUAAAGAGCAACUAAUUAUAUAUAAUGUGUAUAAAACUGAUUAGUCGGUCGCUUACUGAUUACUCACUCGCUUGCUAGCGCAUUUGUAGAAGGUAUGUACUGUACUGACCAUGAGCAAGCAUAAAUAAAAUCAAUGAUCAGCUUAUCGCGAUAAGCUACGUAUUUUAACAGCGCCGUGAGUUGAUGUAUACUGCGUCAAUACAAUUGCACGGUAACACUAUCAAAUCUUGAAUAUGUACUCGUAUGUCACUACAAACUUGACUUCUCAAGUCAGUGCGCUAAGAGCAAACACCAAACCGUAGUGUCUGGACUCUGGAGUCUAGGCUCUUUACCUGUGACUUAAAAAAUCUGUAAAUACCGUGCUCCCUACAGAAAAUGUGGAUGGAUUGUAGCUGUACCUUUUACUUUUAACACCUUCAAUUUACAUAAUAUAAGCAAGCAAUAUUUUUCUGUAUACAGCAGCACAGUAGCAAAACACAAAUCCUUACGUUGUGCGAUAUCCGUGCUUGUACGAGUAAGUAUAGCCCUCUGUCCAGUUACUGCACGGCAUGGCCAGUGGAUGCGUUUGGUUCCCGGUUACGAACGAGCCAACGUACAACCGGCGAUUAGCUGGAUUUAUUGCCCUGUCACAAUUAACUCUGGGACUCGCCAUUCUUGUUGUUAUGGUUGCUACAGCAGGAAUUAACGAAGAUUAUGGAACUCCGGAAGGAGGUGAGAUUGUUGAUGCGUUUGCCGUGCUGACCGUGUGGACGUUGUUGAUGGGAAUUGUCGGAAUCGUUGGCUAUGGCAAAUCGUGCUAUGUACAGAUGGCGCAUAGCCGUUUAGACGCAGGCCAGUCAGAGCGCUGGAAGAAGUACUUUCGCGGCUGGACCUGGCUGCUGAUCAUCACAUUGUUUAUCAGCAUAGGCAGUGUCAUUCAUAGCGGCAUGGCCACGGAAGGCAGCGCACCUGGAUACGGUCCACUCGCUGGUCCAGCGGGCAUGGGCUGCGGAUUGCUGGUGGCGAUUACGGAAGUCGUCGUACUGAUUACAGAACUCGUUGUGGCUGGGGACGGAUCUGCGGCGUUUGCCAACCAGGAGCACGAGGCGCCAGUUCAACCCGGCGUAACACCGGAUGGUUAUAGAGUACCCGCGGCUGCCCCGGAACACGGGACGACCGCUUUCACGCCGAUCAAUCGCUUGCCGCAGUUGACUUAUCCUCCCGCUACUUUGCCGUAUCCACGAGAAGCCGCUUCGUUCACAGCCUGCAUGGUUUAUGAACCGAGAAAUAUGCUAACCACUGUGACUGAAAAAAACAAUUCAGAUUUACCGCCAACUUACGAGGAAGUCAUUAAAAAAUAAUAAUUACUGAUGUUUUUAUGUGUAAGGCUGGAUCUCUUUGUCGAAGUGUGAUUUUUUCCUUUGAAGUUACGUACACGAGAUUUUGCUGGAAAGGCUUCUUUUCGCGCAUGCUUUGGAUAAUAUAUUGGUAGAUAACGAAACCCCAAUU